CGGAUCCUCUCGCAGCGCCACCCGCAGGCCAGAGGAGCUCCAUUAAAACAGCAAAUCAACACUGAAGGACCAAGGUUCGAGGCAGUAGGAGAAGAGGGGCAGUAGCCGUCCACAGCUGCACUCAAUCAGACCCCUGAUUCCUCCCGGUGCGUCCAGUCCGGUGUCUCCAGUCCGGUGCGUCUCGCGGUGCGCAGCGUUCGGAUCCAAGAAGCUCUGCGGCCUGACGCGCUCAGUCUCUCCUGAAGUUUUUGCAUCUGGACUCGGUGACCUGCAGCAGCUCACGAUGAUCCCCAGAGUGGCUCAGAGCUUCCAGUCUCUGCGGAACAGCUGCGCUUUACCCGCAGCCGGGAAGCCGCUGUGGAGAGCGUGGACGCGGCAGGGAGGACUACCUGCAGCCAGCCGUGGCAUCCAUGUGGACUGUCCGCCCAUCAUCCCGACUCUCACCAGCAGCUAUGUCCACGGAACGUCGUCCACGCCGCUGCAGCAGGCCACAGUGGCAGAAACCCUGCUGAAGUCCGUGGAGUUCCAUCCCGACAAGGAGGCGAUGGUUUUUAAAGAGGACGGACUCCGCAAGACGUUUGCAGAGUUUUAUCAAGAUGUGGAUCGGGCUGCUGCCGGGCUGCUGGCUCUCGGGCUGAAGAAGGGGGACCGGCUCGGUAUGUGGGGUCCCAACACCUACGAAUGGGUUCUGUUCCAGUUUGCUACAGCCAAAGCUGGGAUUAUACUGGUGUCGGUGAAUCCAGCGUACCAGCUGCAGGAGGUUGAGUUUGCGUUGAAGAAGGUCGGAGUUAAAGCUAUAGUUUGCCCGACGCAGUUUAAGACUCAGAAAUACUGCGACAUGCUGAGGAAGAUCUGUCCUGAAAUAGAGAAGGCCAGUCCAGGAGACAUCAAGAGCACUAGACUCCCAGACCUUCGUUCCGUCAUCGUUCUGGACAGCCGACAGCCGGGAAUGUUCCACUUGGAGGACGUGAUGCAGGCUGGCAGCAGCCAGUAUGUGCAGCAGCUGCAGGAUCUGCAGAAGACGCUGCAGUUCGACGACCCCAUAAACAUCCAGUUCACCUCGGGCACAACUGGGACUCCGAAGGGCGCCACCUUAACGCAUCACAACAUCGUCAACAACGCCUACUUUGUUGGGAGAAGAAUGGGAUACCACUGGAGGCCCAACACCCGUGUCUGUGUCCCCGUCCCUCUGUACCACUGCUUCGGUUCGGUCGGUGCUGCCAUGAGUAUGGCCGUCCACGGGAUCGCCCUGGUCUUCCCCUCUGCCGGCUACGAUGGACGGGCAAACUUAGUGGCUCUGGACAGUGAAAGGUGCACCAUUAUCUACGGUACUCCCACCAUGUACGUCGACAUGCUCAACCAGCCAGACUUCGAUAAAUUCAACUUGUCGUCAGUGAUAUCGGGCUUCGUUGCUGGAUCUCCGGUUCCUCCAGAGCUGGCCAAGACCAUCGUCACUAAGAUGGGUGUCAAGGAGAUCACAAUUGGAUACGGAACCACAGAGAACAGUCCAGUGACCUUCUGUGGAUCUCCGAUGGACAACAUGGAGAGGAAGAGUGAGACGGUCGGCUACAUCAUGGAUCACGUAGAGGCUAAAGUUGUGAACCCGACCACCGGGCAGAUCGUCCCUCUGGGGAUGACCGGAGAACUCAUGAUCCGAGGAUACUGUGUGAUGCUGGAGUACUGGGCCGACGAGGCCAAAACUCAAGAAUGUGUCACCAAGAACGGCUGGUACAAGACCGGGGACAUCGGCAGCUUGGACGCCUACAGCUACUGUAAAAUCGAGGGCCGGAUUAAAGACAUGAUCAUCAGAGGAGGAGAAAACAUUUAUCCUGCAGAGAUCGAACAGUUUCUACACACACACCCCAAAGUCAAGGAGGCUCAGGUGGUCGGCGUUGAGGAUCCUCGUAUGGGGGAGGAGAUCUGCGCCUGCAUCCGGCUGGCUGAUGGAGUCCACUGUACGGUAGAGGAAAUCAGAGAUUACUGCAAAGGACAGAUCUCUCACUUCAAGAUUCCUCGCUACGUUCUGUUUGUGAGCAGCUACCCGCUCACCGUCACUGGAAAGAUCCAGAAACAUAAACUACGUGAGGUGGCUGAGAAGCAGCUGCAGCUGAAGAAAUGAAAAACUCCGUAUACGUAUGGAGAGAAUUUAGUUACUAGAUAUGAAUAUCUCAUAUAUAUGAAAAGUCCAGUCAGGAUUCACACAACCGAACAUCUGCAGACGUCACAAGAAGCAACGACGGAACAUUUUCUGCAGAUGUGUGAUGGUUUGGGAGGUUGUGUGUCUCCUCCUGUGACCAGCAGUUAAAGGGUUAACUGUCAACAAAUCACAUGAAAAGACCAAAUAAUGGUUCAGAUCCAACUUUACAUCGUCCUGCUGCUGUAAAUAGAACCUAAAACAACCCCAACAAACAGUGUUUACCUGCGUUAGGGGAAAAUCACAGUAACCAGACAUCAGAGGAAGCUAAUUUGGACUGUUAUAGCUUUUAAAAAUGAAAAAAUAAAAGAUUUUACACAAUCAGGGGGAGGCGAAAAAUAUUGAGAGGAAAAAACACAAAGUUAAGAGAAUAAAACUGACAUUUUCUGUGAUUAAAGUGAUUAGAAAACCUCCAAAUUUAAGAGAUAAAAAAUUCCCUAAAAUUAAUGUUUUAAAUUUGAGGGGGGAAAACUGAUAUUCUCUGAGAUUAAAAAUCAUAAUUUUGUACAUUUUGAUUAUGAUGUAACCCAAUUUAAAAGAAAUAAUGAUCAGAGAUUAAAACGAAAUAUUUACAAGAAAAAAAACUACAGAAGAAAAACUUGGAUAUUCUCAGAGAUUAUAAAGAGAUUAAGUUUCACAUUUGUGAAAAAUGAUCUUGGAUAUUCUGAAGUUAAAAUAGUACGAAAUUCUCUGUGAUUUAAGUGUUAAAAACACAAGUUUAAGAGAAAAAAAUCUUGGUAACUCAGUAAAUUUACAACAAAACUCAUAUUUUCGGACAGUACCUAAAAUUAGUCGCAAAUUUAGGAGAAAGUAUUAAAAUAGUUUUAUAAAAAUCCACGACAGACUUAAUACAUGUGAUAAUUACAAAUAUAUGACUUUAUGAUCUCUGAAUUUUUAACCUACGACGGCUCUGAUUCACUGUUUUGAGUCUUUUUUUUCUUUAAUAAAAUGAAAUAUUUACGUUUUUAAGAGAAAUCAGUUGGUUUUGGGAAGCUGGAGAAUAUUUCAGGACCGACCAAAGUAACGCUAAUUUUAGUCAGUUCUGUCAAGUCACAGCAAGGAUUUUCUAAUCUACUUUUAUGAUUUGCGUAAAAAAUUAAUCCUGCAAACAUCUUUUUUUAUGUAUCGGCAGAAAAAACACCUAAAAAAUGACUUUUAAAGAAGAGGAAACUGAGCCUUUUUAAAAUGAUAAUUUCUCUGAUGCUGAUUUUAGUCUUUUCAUGAGAUUUGUUCACUCUGCUGCUCUACUUUUUAUCCAGCAGAAAGCUUUAAAUAUAUGUUUUUUUAUAUCGACUUGAAAUAAACUCUUUUCCCUGUUCAAACCA
Messenger RNA from Amphiprion ocellaris (clown anemonefish), 3519 nucleotides. It is a transcript of the gene acsf2, whose product is annotated as acyl-CoA synthetase family member 2. Gene Ontology annotation, biological process: fatty acid metabolic process. Bases 284 to 2119 code for a protein of 611 amino acids. Lineage: Eukaryota; Metazoa; Chordata; Actinopteri; Pomacentridae. Gene Ontology annotation, molecular function: medium-chain fatty acid-CoA ligase activity. The transcript has 16 exons. The record is from RefSeq and is a predicted model, not a curated record.